AUCUCGGCGACCCGACUCAGUUGAGGUGCGCUUUUCUUCGGAGCAAGACCCCGAGGUCCGGUGCGCUGGAAAUUUGCUGUGCGUGGACGAGAAAAAUCACAUUCAACGCCUCCCUGCUCCCUUGGUUCAUUCUCUGCGCUUAGUGCACCGGUUGCACCACCCCACCCGGCACAGGAUUAUGUCAAUACAAGUGAUUUAGAUAAGUAUGACUGAUGUAGAGAGAAAUCCACCCCGGAUUAAUAUCUUUCAUACAUAACUGCAUCGUGAAGGGCUUAUGGAUCAUGCAACGCUGAUCGUACAACAGAUAUACAACCUUCAUCGUUCGGAUUAUUAGUAGCAAUACGAAGAAGAGUAUUUGCGGUCGUUUUUGCACCAUGUGCUCUUUUCUCGACACGUGUUUUCCAUUCUCAACUACUAUCUCUCGAAACAACGAAACCUGAUACACGAGUGGUGCGUGCAUAAAUGUGUUCAGUCCAAACGCAACACUUUCAUCUACAAGUGUGUUCAUAAAAAUUGGAAUAACCCACGUGAAACAGCGACGAUCGACCUCGUGGCAAUAUCGAAGGUGACUUCAAAAUCUUGUCUACACUCGGUGAGGUGCUCGUAUAUGGUUCAUAAAAUACAUUCCAGAGGGCAGUAAAAAAAAGAACACCCAUUCGUCGGCCGCCAUUCAAGAACAGUAUCCACUCGAGAGCGAGUCAGCGUUGCACAGCGUUUGGCUUCUCGCAAAACUUUCGGAAAACAUACAGAUACAUCGUACGAAAAUAAAUCAAAUUACGGUAACGAUGCCGACACCGCUGGACAGUGGACGGCUUGCGGUCGGUUCAACAAGUGGCUCGACCUUAGCGUCGGAUCGAGCGUGAAGAGGAUGCUCAUCAAGGCUAUACAUCUUCACAUCCAAUUCAACAAACAUCGGUGAUGGGUCAUCUUCAUCAUCGCCACCAUCACCCGGCUCAUGAUCGGCUGCUCGCUAGACUCGUUUUCGGUACUGUAUCGCGACCGACAAGCUCGCCGUCCCAACAAUACCACUGCUAUCGUCACCGACACGUACUGCGCUGGGUGCUCGUGGGGCUUAUCUCCUUCCUGAUUAACACAGGACAUGGACUGGAACAGCUUUCCGGUCAGCAGGAACCCCAAGCUGACCAGCAACCCAUCCCACCAACGCUUUCGUCGACCUCCACCCCGACCCCAACACUCCCGCCCUGCGAACAGCGUGCCCUGGACGAUAUCCCACCCGACCCAUUCUACGACGUGUCGGACAUUACGAUCAGUGCGGCUAAAUCGUUUGCCGAUUUCCUCGCUAGCCGCAAGAUAGAUGGUACGUCUCGUGACGAUCGCAAGUUUGCACUCGCCCGCGAGAAAGCGAACGAGCUGGCAACCAGCGUACUGAAGCAGGACGAUGGAUUGCUGCUGGCAGUUGGCAUUGCGUACCCGCGGCUUCCACUGGCCGUGGUACAGUUUCGGGAUCAGAUCGACAGCGCGCACGUCAAUCUGUCCGAGAGCAAGAACUUCCUGUCAACGUACUGGCGCGAGUUGGGAGCUGCAUGGAACCAGAGCAAUGGCGCACAGUUCUGGGGUGCUCCGUUUCGUGACUGCGGCCCCCUCUACGGACGGUGGCUUUGGCCGUACAGCGUUACCGUGGAGUCACAGGGUGUCAAAAUCGUAGCUUCGGCGUUCAUUGCAGCCGACGUGGAUCAAUGCAACGAUGCUCUGGAAUCGAUUUUUGGCCGUCGUCAUGUUUGCGAUCGUGAGUCCACCUUCUGUCUGCUGUCGGAGCUGGACGCCUCCAAGCCCCGGGGCAAGUAUACUUGCGUCUGUCGCCCCGGUUACUACAUUCCCAACGAAUCAAUACAGGGGUUUUCAUCCGAGAAAGACGAUGGCAACAUUACAAACUUUAGCUGCAUUCCUUGCCCAAGUGCAUGCGAGUGUGAUUCGGAGGGUAGCUGCAGCAGCCCGGACGAGGACUUUAGCACCGAAACACUCAUGAAGGCUACGAUCGGUGCUAUCUUAGGAGCUUGUAUGCUUUGUUGUUUAGUGUUAGCGUUAAUUGUGUUCCGCCAACGGAAGUGCAAGACCAUUGCCACCGGGAUGUGGACCAUUUUAGAAACAAUUUUAUUCGGCAUUUUACUUCUAUACUUAGCGGUUGCGCUACACUUCCUGCAGGCAUCGACUGUGCGUUGCCUGCUGGAGCCGUGGUGUCGCGAGCUGGGCUUCAUCAUCUGCUACGGUGCUAUCGUGCUCAAGCUGUACCGUCACCUGGUGGAGUUCCGCACCAGAAAAGCUCAUCGAUGGGUUGUGAGAGAUCUCGAUCUAUUGCGCUACCUGUGCGCCAUGAUCGUCGCGGUGCUGUGCUAUCUGGCCGCCUUUACCGCGACCAGUCUCGACUUUUUACAGUACAGCGAGCUGGUGUGGCAGAUGGACCAACCGCAGUCGAUGGACGCCGAGCAGGUCGCGUCCAAUAUGUGUCGCCCACUUCGCUGGGACUACGUAACCGAAGCCGGCGAGCUGCUAAUACUCGGCUUCGGUCUACAACUAGCCAUCGCCAGCCGCAACGCAAACACACAAUUUCGGGAGCGACAGUUUUUAGUAGCCUCCAUACUGAUCGAGUUUCUCGUCUCGUCCACGUUCUAUAUACUGCGCUUCUGGUAUUUGGAGGAGUUUAAUCCGUCUACACUGUUCUUAGCGCUGUUUGUGCGCUCGCAGCUGACCAACACCGUGACGUUGGGUUUGAUUUUUCUGCCCAAACUCUGGUACCAGCAUAAACAGGUUCGUUCCCUUGCCCAUGACGUAUCAUUCCGCUUACCUGUGGAUGCUUUCAAGGGUGCACAUGAGAGUACACACCAUGGCGGGGCGCUCGGCACAUACGCUGGCAUCUGCAUGGGUGACCCGGAGGUCGGCGACGUCACAAUAUCGGAGAUGAGUCCCGAGGACAUCAGAGCCGAGCUGAAAAGACUGUACACACAACUAGAAUAUUUAAAAAAUAAAACCCUUCGCCAAGACAAUCCCCACAUAAGCAAGCGAAGAGGAGGCAGAAAGGUGGCCCAUCGAAGAUUCUCACUCCAGAAAAAAGGAAGCCGAGAAAAGGCACUGAGCGCUAAACAUCGCCACAAUCGUCCAGCGGUGAGCGAAGUGGAAGUGACCGAAGCGGAACCGUCCCGUACGCCCGAGGACAGCGUGUGCAGCGUCGAGGGCCCAACCGACACUGGUACCGGAACCGGCGAGAUUUCCGGCAUUUCCAGUUCCAAAUAGCUACCGUCGGCCGGUGCGGUACAAUCGCAACAGUCUGGCGGCCGAUCGCGCUACAAGGAAUACAAUUUUUAAGCAGUAGCAGCAGCAGCAGCUUUCCACAGCUAUCCACAGCUAUCCAACCAGUCCUCCAACAUCUCUUCACCUGCUGACCAUGCUGAGUCUCAACACUCUCGGUAACAAUAGCAGCUCAGUGAGUCUGGGAAAUGCACUGGACUUAUCCAGUGUUCACGCAAACCGGAAGCAGUUGCUGUUCAGACACGUCUAUGGGGCUGCCGUAUUGACGGGUUGCAGCCAGAACCUUUUCCCGUAUUGUCAAGCACACGAUAUUACACAGCGUUAGUUAGCGAACCAGGGGUUCAAACAUUGGCAAAAAAAAACAAGAAACGAAUCUAACAAACACCGGAUCUUAAAUAUCCUUAUAUCAUCGUGAGAAACUCAUUUAUGUUAUCAUAUGCAGCAGCUCGCUUUUACACAUUCUGUCGCCAAGUCAAUAUUACUUGCUUUGAGUAUAUCUCAUGCAACAGUAAACAGCAAUAAGCAUUGAAAUAGGAUCUCAUUUUAUUCGUUGUUUAGUAAUGAUGAGUUAGCAACAUACUUCAAACAUUUUUUCCAAGCGGUAUAAAAGGUUGAAGUACAACUCUUAUCAAACAUAUAAUUCCUGCUUUUUCAUCCUUGACAGUCCUGGGUACCAAUCAGACAGAAGGGCGAGACAUACAUUAGUAUGGAGUUACUUGCAACUGAUCAUGAUACCUCAUUCAUAACAGUUUUGUUAGGAUAUUUGUUAAUACAAUGUGUGUUUAACAGUCAGAAUCCGGCACCGAAUGCAUACGGAUAACCAAAUGUGUACAUACGAAGGGAAACUCUCUGCAACGUUUACAUACACAAACACAAGUCACUCUUAACUAUUUUAAUGAGCUUCUUUCUAGAGAGAAAGACGCACAAUAUAGUGUAGAAAACUGUGAAGAUAGUUUAAACCGAACGAAAUAGAUGGCCAUCUCAUGCGGCAAACAUUAGUUGGCAGCUGCACCACACAAAAGCCCUAGAAAUAGGGUAAGGAUCCCUUUUACUAGUAAGAACAGAAACAAGACCGCAAAGCGACAAAGUUUGAAUUUAAGUAAAAUUUAAAACGAAAGUAAAUAAGUAGUGUUAUGUACAAAAAAAACAAUACAUAUACGCACAAAGACAAAUGACAUUGUAUCGAACAUGUCUUAGAUGGAGCUGGGUACUUGAGCGAGUGUGAGUACAUCUAGACUCCCCCCUGUUAUCACGUAAAUCACGCAACAGAGUUGACGAUUUCUUGUACCAUAAUAGGGAACAAUGUGUAAGUAACGUGUAAUGAUUACUAUUAUAAAGAACAAACAUACAUACAAUAUCCCUUAUCAUGAGCUUAAUCAAAUAGAUAAUCCAAACAGCAGAAAACAUGAAUAAACACUUCGCCGUCGAGACAGUUGGUUGGGCGGUUGGUUUGGGAGAAUCAGACUCCGAUCGGCAAUGCGCAAGUGUGGCACGUGUUGACGCGUAAACGCAGCCAAGUAUAGCAGACAUUUACACUCUGAUCGCACGGACCAUUCACCGCUGUGGUCCACUAGGAUAGCAUCAUGUGCAGCGAGAGCUAGGGAAAUGCAGAAGACAGAUAUAACAUAAUUAUAUUACAUACAAAAUUUAGGGCAAAUUUAGGGUCGGAUGUUGUAAAAAAAUAACUCACAACACACAUUAUCAUUGCUUUGUUCUCUAGACAGAAAAGCGACUAUAAGUGGUUCUGUUUUAUGCGUUUACACAAUGUACGCUAAUGUUUUCAUUCUCAUUUAACAAUUCGAAUUUCUUCGCCCAACCGUCUCUGGGGCUGGGACCACCAGCCUAGUCGAGAUUGGUGCUGGUAGGCGAAGAAAUGUGUAACCAAACGCCAACUCCGAAAGAUCCGCUCUCUCGAUGCGCUUGUUCCCGGCUGUUGGUGGCGAACUCGUUUUCCACCACCCACAGAGACAAGAGACACACAACAAGACCGCGGAACCUGCUCCAUCGAUCGAGCCGUCGAUUAGGGACGGGAAGGUAUAUAUAUAUAGUGUUAUAUACGUGUAACGAGACGAGACAUAUACGAUUAGUUCGUUUACUCAAUAAACAGAAUUGUAUCUUACUAUCGUUAAGUGGAACUGCUAUUACUACUAUUACUACUACUGUAACUAUCAUUGCAUAAGAAGUAUUAUGAAAUGUUUAACAUGUAUCAUGUCUGGGAGGACAAACUGCAUGCAAAUCAGUGGGAUAGAAAAUGAACGAAGCCAUAGCGGGGGUGGGGGGUUCGACCGACCGGUUAGUAGAUUAAAAUGGCAGCGAAUAGCAUAUAUACCUAGCAGGUGGUAGCAACUAUUGUAACAAAAUAGGCAAAGUACGCAGCAGAAGCAUAAAAUGUUCUGAUUACGCGGACGAAGGAAGCACAAACAAUGACGAAAUGAAACUAUCCACCUUAACGUUUACUGUACUAUCUUACUCUAGUUCUUACUGCAGAUAAAAUAGAAGAAAAUACCAAAAAUUAGCUAAUGACAGCAGCAUUGUAACGCCCACUCCAGUCCAGUCCACAUACACGUACAGAGUGUAAUGAUGUUUGAAGAUUGAUAGUUGAUAACAAUCUCUCAAUGCAAAAAGGGAAUUAAGUAAAGCAAAGACAAUUUAAUUUUCUUUUGUAUAUGCAAUGAGCUAGCGCUUCGAAAUUUGAUGAUAUUGCGAUUUUGUAUUGUUAUGUGAAGUAAAUUAAUAUAAUUGCUUUCGACAUUCUGUGCAAUACAAUAAAAGAAGAAUUGUGUGCCACGUGUGCAUAAACUUUCAAAUCGAACGAAAGCAUAAACUUUCAACUUUCAUAUUGAUGCACCUGGCCACAAAGAAUAGGCAAGGAAUGUGUAUGCAAACACACAGGCAGAACACAGUUUAAUUUCAACAGCCGUUGUUCCCACCAGAAAGCAUUUCCUAGGUACGUUCCCACCUUUUUCCAAAAUUCAAUCAUGACUCGAAUCAUUUCUUUGAAAAAAAAAAAGAAAGUCUCCAUACACGAAUCAACCUUGAGCAUGUGAAAAUAGAGAGCAACACGAAAUAAAAAUUCCUAAAUUUAAAGCGAUUGACAGCAACAGAAAAUGCACAAAUGUCCAAGAACCUCGAAUGUGUAGUAUCCGAGUCUGAGCGCCAGUGGUGUAUGGAAAGGGAAUGAAAUGGAACAAAACUGAUAAUAAAACAUGUACUGCAGGAACUUUAGUGCAAGUAAAUCAAGACGUAAACGUAAAACAAGAAUGAAUAAAACAGAGAAAUUCCCGA
Messenger RNA from Anopheles coluzzii, 6549 nucleotides. RefSeq names its product probable G-protein coupled receptor 158 (gene smog). Gene Ontology annotation, biological process: G protein-coupled receptor signaling pathway. Gene Ontology annotation, cellular component: membrane. Lineage: Eukaryota; Metazoa; Arthropoda; Insecta; Diptera; Culicidae. The record is from RefSeq and is a predicted model, not a curated record. Gene Ontology annotation, molecular function: G protein-coupled receptor activity. The transcript has 13 exons. Bases 919 to 3249 code for a protein of 776 amino acids.